Caenorhabditis auriculariae is the source of this 8867-nucleotide messenger RNA. Lineage: Eukaryota; Metazoa; Nematoda; Chromadorea; Rhabditida; Rhabditidae. The record is from the annotation of a GenBank genome assembly.
AUGAUAAGUGAGCCGCAGACUUCGCAGUCUCCGCCGUCGUCGUACGACGAAGGAAACAUCCACUGCCGAGUUUGCAACCGCAACUACGACGGCUCUCAACAUUUCGGCAUCGAGGUCCGUCUUUUCCAUUCCAUUUAUCGGAUCUCUUGGCUUUUUUUCGUGAAAGAAUGUCAUUAGCGGUAAUGUUUUAUGAAAAAAAAAGUUUUCGAAAAAAGAGAAAUUUCGAUCAAACUCUCACACGGUAAUUUUGCAACUUUAAAAAUACAAAAACGUGAAAAAAAUGACUUAACUAUAAAAAAUAAAUGUUAACCUCUGACGAUUUUUUAAAGAAAUAUUUCAACUUAUGAAAAAUUCGGUUUUCCAAUUUUUUUUUCUAGUUUUGUCGGUAUCACAAUCGUUAAUAAUUAGGAUAUAAAUUAAAAAUCGGUGAAGAGAUGAAGAUUCAAAUUAAUUUUGACACCUUUUUAAAAAAGUUGCUCUGUUUGUGGUACAGCCAGAAGAGUUCUCUCAAACUUCUGAAAGCUCUGCGUUCCAGGUUUGCCGUGCUUGUGCCGCCUUCUUCCGUCGAUCAGUCAACGGCGGCAAGACGUUCGUCUGUCGUCGAGGAGGAAACGAAUGCCAACUCAACAGUAAGCCGUUCUUCCUCCAAUUUUCCUAAUUUCAACCUCAGCUCCGCGGAAAAUAACCUGUCAACAGUGUCGUUGGAUGAAGUGUUUGCAAGUCGGAAUGCAAAAAGAAUGUGAGUCAUUAUAAAUCUCUUCUGAACGAUUCUGUUUUCCAGUAGUCAACUGCCGCAAUUCCCAUGAAGCUCCCGAUCUGAAGACGACGGCUUCCAUCGUAGAACCACCACUGAAGACGUCGUCGUGUCAUCAGAUGAGGACCUUGGCUCCUCUCAACACCAGAAGCGCAAACUACCUGAUCGAAGCUCUUUUGAAGUAGAUCAAGCAACUUUUCAGUUUUCAACUCAGGUCUCUCAAUCAGCAUGUUAUGUCACAUCCACGGUUCUUAAUCAGUCAAGUUAUAAACUUUAUUUUUCUUUGCGCAUUGCCAGAAGUUCUUCGAUCACAGAAAAUAAAGCCAAAGUCGCUGAAUAACGAAGGGCGUCCACUUUUUUAGCCUUUCUCAUUAUCUGAGAAUCAAAAAGUUCGUGGAAAGAUAACGGACAUGGAAACGCCGGCUUGGAAUGCGUUAUCAGCGUGCGAAGGCUUCGUUUCUCGUCUUGGCUCGUUUCCCUCCAUAGUACUACACGGGCACGCCCGCUUUUUGACUCCAACCUAAAGCCCAUUCUUCUAGGGUUUCUAUUGUUUUGAACCUAGAAUUCCAGUUAGAUUGAAGUUUUCCUUCGGUUUCUUCAAAAAUAUAAGAGUAGGAAGUUAGCCAAACGGGAUGGUUUUUGAACUUCACCUUGAUUUUAAGGUAUCAGUCGAACGCUUCUACAAGCUCCCGACGAAUUUUCGUUUCGAAAGGAAGAUAUUGAGUCGCAAGAUGAAAAAUCUAUCGAAAUUUUUUACAGAUCCUUUUACUCAUUUGCUUUGUUUGUUCAAUCAUUAUUCACCAUCAUAACGCCCAAUUGAACCGGGCUGCGUAAGAAAAUUCCUCUUAUCAGGUUCCCGUUUUGCAAGCAAAAAAGUAUUAAACAUAAUUCACAUUUCAUAUUCUCAUCGAUCUUUCUUUUUGAUCAAGUAAGCCAUCACUGCUUAAAAAUUCACGUCCUCGUAUACAAUAAAAAUUCGGAAAGGCGUUGUAGAACCGUAUCGAUAAGAUUUAACGGCAAACGAUAAGAACUUUUUAAGGUCUACUGAGAUGCUCGAUGGCUCUGCCUCGGCCUUGCCGACGGUGAGGCUGCCGAGAAUCGCCAUCGCCAGACCCUCUGGGGACAUCUCAGGAACCCGCUAUGGCCGACCUUUCAAUGGUCAGUGCAAAUAGUUUCCAAGUCGAUAAAGAUUCUCAAUCCGUGUAAUGGCAUCUCGUCAUUUAGAACAUCGAAAAAGAAUGAAAUCCUUGAACUCAAUUACAAUUGGACGCAAAAUAAUUAGAACUCUUUGUAAAUUUUCAUCUUUCUAUUUUCAGUUCUAUUCUCUUUCAAGUACGUAAAUGCUGAGAAAAUUAGUUCAAAACAUCUUUAUUUAAAGCGAAAUAGUUCUAGUCUACAUGGGCAAACUAAACUACUCGAACUCAUUUCAGAGCAUUACUCUCAAUUGGAAGCAGGACCUUUGUCGCCUUCCUACAUCGUCGAUCACUUGCCGACGAGGCGACUUUCCCAAAUUUCGGCCAAUUAUUUCGUCCCAGGCAUAGCCAGGUCUUUCGAGUCGCAUGUUUUUCUGAGAUAAUCUUUUCCAGGACCAAUCGUUAUGAGCCUCCCCCACCAACACUGCGAGUCCGUACUGACCUGGGGACCACAAGGCGUGUCGACACGACGACAGACCAGAUCCCGAGGUCUGAAGGUCGAAAAGAAGACGUCGAAUCCGUUGCAGAGUGAUGUCAUCGGACAAUUUGGCCGACUAUCUGAACAUCGGCGACUAUCCCAUGACCGCAGCCAUCAUCGGCGCUUCCGAAAACCAACGACGUCUGGACGAAAUUUCCGCCCGAGCAGAAAGGUUCAAACAUGAUUUCAAAUGAACAUCGCUAACUGAUGAUAUCAAAAUCUCUAUUAUUUCAAAAUAAAGUUUGAAAAAGAGAGUUGCAGCCUUCGAGACGUCGACCGAGUGGCUCUGUUCGAGAAUUCCUCGCUGGCCUAUCAACGCGUCGCUUUUCUUUUCUGUCGCUAUCCGGCCCUGGCCUUGUGUAUGGUCUCCAUGUGGAUGAUGUGGGGCCGCGGCCUCGGUCUGAAUUCCAAAGACUCUCGAGAAAAUGUUCGCUUCACUUAUUUUCUUCCAUUCUUUCUAUCCAGCUUUUUUGGAAUCUUUCAAGAUUCUUUGAUAGUUCAGUUUUCUUUAUUCUCGAAGCAAACAUGUCAUAAACUGACCAGAAUGUUCUCACAUCAAUUAGUUAGUUAUUAGAAAGAUGCUAAGAAAUAGUUAUAAUGAUAGUUUCUAGGUCUCCUAUAUCGUCGCAUUUGCAUCUGGAGCCUUCAUUUUGGCAUGUAAUGUUUUCCAUUCACACAGCCAUCACAACUCCUACAAGUUCGCCAAAAUAAUGGUAUCUCUUCUAUCAAAGACAUUCCCUCUGAAGUUAGCUCACAAGUUUACAGGCAAAUCUUUACCACUUUUUUGGUCUGGUCUCUCUUUGUGCCGCGGCGACUGCUCUCGUUUUUGCAGCGAUUGCCGUGCGCGACGUCUCCGGAAUCACGUAGCGUCGUUGAGGAGUCUUCUGAAAACUUUCUUUUCCGUUCAGGACGGUCGACAAAUGCCGCUGGAACGAUCCCAAGUACACAGGGUACGACGGCGGUGUCUGCUUCACGCCAAGUCAACGCGUCGUUUUCCUUUCCGUCAUCAUCGGAGCCGCUUCUUGGGUCGUUCUCCUCGCCAUCAUCGCCUUCUUCUACGGAGUAAUUGGUGAGAUUUGUAUUAGGAAGUUGUAACUGGUCAACUUUUCAGCGGAACUAUUUUAGGCACUUUUUAGGAAAAGGAUUUCGGUUCGGAAGCUUUGCUCCAGGCUUUUUAAUUAUAAAUUGAGUUCCCUAGGCUUUUCAUAGCUUUUACUCUAUUCAUCAUAACUCGGAAUAGUCUCGCCUCGUGCUUCCUUAUCGACUUGUUCAUAAAAAAAAUGAAAAAAAGAUCGCAGAAGGGUGGGCGACAAGAGAACCCAGACACAUCAGACAAUUCCGAGUCGUGGCGAAUAGUUUGCAUGGUUUUUCGUGGCUAGAAAAUGAUGGGAAUUUGUAGGCCAAUCACUGAUGAAGAAGAAACGAAGAGACGAGUUCAAUCGCUUCGCACGCGGUCAGGACAACGCCUCGUUCCGGUAUUAAACUUAUUCCACAAAUCAUCAUCAUCAGCCCUCACAACACUGCCUUCCCAGCACAAUAAAGAUUUGAUGAAUCGUUUUUGAGUCGUCAAAAAAGAAAAGUUUGAACGGUAUUCUCGCUUUUGGCUCUUUUUUCCAAAUGCUCUGAAAGUUGGAAGAGAAUGAAAAGCAAACCUUUUAAAUUUGACAUAUUUCAGCUCCUUUUUUCAAAACAAGAUUUUUCUGGAAAUUCCUCUUUAAUCUGAACUUUCGAAAUUGAUGCGAGUUUUUUAUGGAAGAUAGCAGACCUUUGCAGUUACCGCAUGGUGUCAUUUCAAUCUCUUACUCCACCUAAAAGAAGCCAACGGAGUGCCAGAACCUCACAUUUAGUCUGUUCUCCUUCAAAGUGUACGACAGGAACUAAAAGGAAGGGUUGACGAAGAAAACGCGAUUAAAACGAUGUUCGAGGGUGUUGGCCGCAUACCUAACCGAACGGAGAUCUUAUCAGCGGCCCAAGGCCAAACACACGGUUUGUAGGCGUCGACCGUGACUCAGCAGGGGCUCCACAGCUGUCCAAACCGGCUGCUCGCCGAGUUUCAAUUUCGCAGGUUUCCGCAGCCAUUUCUGCACAUCGAUCUGCCGCCGGCCCUCUCUCCCUUUUCCUGGUCUUCCUCCAUUCUCUCGCCCUCCCCAUACAUGUGUAUAUACAUACUUCCGUUCAGUCGCCGCUCUCUCUAGGACAUUCCAGAAUAUAAUUAAUGCGCGUUUCUCAUCUGUUAUUAUCUCUCAUCCCUCAUUCUCAACUCGGACAGUCUCCAAAAAGUUUAUUUUGACAGGGUUUUCAAUUUUGAGCUGGAAAUAAUAAUUCAGAUGGACCGCGUUUACAAAUAUAAGUUGAAAUAAAGAAAAUAUCCAGAUUCAAGGUUAAUUCGCAGGGAAUAUUGAGAAGGAGAAUUUUAAAAUCCUUUUUCUUUGAUGUCGCAUUGCCUAGAGUGUCGUUAGAAAUCUCUUUGAAUUAUUGGUUUGAUAAGAAAUUCAGAAGAAAAAAAAAUUUUUUUAAAAACUUCCUUUUAAUAAUUUUUUUGUGUUUUGAAAGUUUUUUUGAAGAGCAGGAAUGAAUCAAAAAGGCCAGUUAGCUACUUAAGAAUGCAAAAUAAAGGAAAGUUUGGCAUUUGAAAUCGAACUCGCGGCUCAUUGGAUUCAAGGCCGGUUGUUUGAAUGGUGAAACAUUUCAAUUUUCGUUUCAGCCAACAAAAAACAGCGUUGUUUCGAUUCCGGUGUUUUCUUAGACCAAAAUAAACAGUAAAAACAUUUCCCCAUUCUCUCUUCUUCUUUUUUUUUGCAGUUUAUUUUUGUUGUUGGUAGGCUUCAUGUAACUUCUGAAGUUUGACUUAACAAGGUUUUUUUGAACUGAACCCUCCCAGAAAAUGUUUGUUUUUUUUUGUCGUCGCUGCACCAAGGGACGUUCUAAUCCUCUGCGCCAACAUCGACUUGAUUCAUGUAAACGAAGGGCUCUAUUUCCAAAGCUCCAUAUUUAUUAACCUUUCUUAUCACUCGUGCCGUUUUUGUUGACUUUACAAGUUGAUUCUUCCGCGGGCGGCUUUUCUUGUUCCUUAUUUUCAAGUCGAUUCCUAACCUGAUUUUUUAAAAACUUCUUCUGUGAGAAUAUGCCCUAAAUAGACUUCGAUUCUGUCUAUCAAAAUAUUCGACUGGAAAUCAUUCUUUUUAAAUCCGCUAGUACUGCACCAAAAAAAAAUCUACUUUCCUUUUUCUCCCAAUCAAUCAGUUCCUUCAUUCUUUUUUUCAAUUCAUGUAAGAUUCGUUCCGAGAAAAAUUCUCCCAUGGCAGUUUUUUAAGCUCGCCCUGCGAAAUCGAAUUCCUCCGUUCAAGUGCAAAAACUCUGUUUCUUUCCGAAGCCUUCAAGUCAAGAACACUACUCAGGACUGAAAGAAGCGGUCACUUAAGGGGCAAAGGCGACGUGCCAAUGACGGAAGUCGCGUCGCCCACCGUAGACGAGAAGCCCUGCUUCGGCACGAAUCCAGCCAUCUUCAAGCUCGGUCUAGGAAAACAGGUUUUCUUCCUCAUUUUCAAGGCUUUUAUUGAGCUCUUUUGCGUAGACGUAUUUAUGUUGACCCACUCUCAGGAAGCUCGAGUUUCCCUGUUUGUCAAAUUGAAAAAUGACUAACAUGACUAGGCUCCUUUCUGACUCAUAAUCAAGACUCGAAACAUUUCGUGGAAGUUUGCGGGAAGCUUCUAAAAUCAUCAUUUUGGCUCGAUUUCUCGAUUUAUUAAAGCUGACUCUAUCCAAAAAUGAGUUGAACCGGAAAAGUUUUCUUAUAUUUUUUUCUGACCAACCACUUUUUUUUCCGAAAGCUCCGCGGCAACUUCAAAGCAAAAUUUUUCUAAAGCAUACUCAAAAAACUUCAAAUUGAACGUAAAAUUUCUUUAAACUUGCUCUCUUUGGUUAUUAUGACGCCUCGAAUUUUGUGUCCCAGUUUUCCUAGAUAAAAUAUUAUCUUUCUCUGAUAUUCUUGCAAACACGACUCCUCAAAGAAAGGUUUGAGCACGUGCUGGCGCAUGAGAUCGGACAAGGGUCGCAGUGUCGGAACGCCGUCGACUGCAGCUGCGAAGGUCUCGACCUGCACUUCUGGAGGUCUCUGGGGACGUCGUCGUGUCUUGUCGUGGCACAUCAAUAAGACGAAUGGCCGUCUUGAAAUAUUUAGGGCCGAUUGUCCAUUUUUUUUUUUUUUGAUUCGGAUGAAUCUUAGAGGAGAAAGAGCAAUAAGGCAGCUGGAACCAACUUUAUAAAGACAAAAGAUUUCCUUCCAAAAAUAUUUUUCGCUUCUUCAGGAAAAUAUGCAAAAACUGCGGCUGUCGAAUGGACGAACAUGACGUCGUCCUGCCCAACGAGUUUGACCACGCUCAGAUCGUCAUCGGUUAAAAUUAUUCUGAUGUUUUUGAACAUAAGGAUGGUUCCAGGACGAUUAUUUGGGGCUAAAGAACAUUUUGAAAACGCCUUGAAGUUAGGAAAAUCUUCGCCGUUCAGUGAGACUUCAAACUCGAAAAAAGAAGUUGGUGGUUUUAUUUUCACAAAUAUCAGUCCGGAUUUUUUUUUUCUGAGGUAUUCAAACAAAUUCUAAAAUCUUGAAAUGUCAUAUUUUCGAAAUUUCAUUCAGAACAAGCCGCCGCCGACAGCUGUCUACAACUUCAAAAUGGCCAACGAACAAGAAAAUGAAAAGGUAGAUUUCAAUUUUCAUUUCAAGAGUAUUUAGGCGCAGAUAUGUUCUGCGCUAUUUGGAUAUAAGCUGAGCUGGAAAUUUUGAUUGAAUUUAAAACGAAUCGUUUUAAAAAACUUUUCUUAUUGAACUAACUUGAAAAUUGGUUAAAUUUUCAAGCAACUACACCUAGGCGAUGACCCUGCUUUCAAUAAGAAAAUUAAAAAAGACGAAAAGGAGGAAAAACAUAAAAAAGAUCAAAAAUAGGAGGAUGACGUGGGAUGGAGGAAUUUUAACAUAGAUACGAUAAAGGAAACGAGUAAACUGAAAAAAAUAGUGAAAAGAAUUACAAGAGAGCAAUCAGGUGUGAUUGAGAGAAUAAAGUGAAGAAUCGAUCUGUGGUCAGAUGUGCAGCAAAAUAUAAGCUGAGAAAAAAGAGUCUAGUCUUUUCAAUAUCAUAAUUUUCAGGAAAACUUGGAAUAUUCGUGGGCGCCGCUUCCAGACAAACGGUUGGUAGAGAAGUACAUGAAAGCUCUGCCGCUGGAGGAACGACCGAUAAUUGGUUCAGUUGGUGAACAAAACCGAAAGUCGCGACUGCAGUUCCAGGUUCUUGCCAUAUCAAUGCUUUUUUUCCAUUUCGUGAAGUAUUCAGCUGCCUUUGUAUGAUUGCAACGUUGAAGACGCUCGGUUUGUCGAAGAAAAAGACAAAAAAACUCUUCAGAAGUUUGUGGAUAACGUCCGGAACAACGUGAGAAAAUACUUUUUUCGUUUUAUAACUCUUUAACCAAAAAUACUAUGAAUAAAGAGGUUUAUCGCAGGUUAUCGGCGUUGGUAAAGUGAUCGAGGUGGGACAUUCCGAAACGAAUGAAUCGUUGCCGAUAGAGGCGCAGGUCGAGAGGCUUCGACUUGGAGAAGGUGGUGCUUCGACGGUGACUUCAUUAUUCCAUACAUGGAUCCUAAACAAAUCAUUCAAGGAGUGCAAAGAGUGUCAAAAAGGAAUGGCGGCGGGCGACAUCGGCGUCGAGUGCAUCCACGCGACGGAGCAGGUCAGCCACGUCUUCAACACAAAAAAAGACGUCCUCAAUUCAGAAUACGUGGCAUCCGAGCUGCUUCAAAUGUGCUACUUGUCAACAGCUUCUCGUCGACAACAUCUACUUCUUCUACCAAUCCAAGUACUACUGCGGACGACACUACGCCGACCAACUCUAUCCGCGUUGUGCCGGUUGCGACGAGGUUCCUCAGUAUUCUCUAAAAACCCUUCAUCGGUGUUUCCAGCUGAUUUUCGCUAACGAGUACACGUUUGCUGAGGAAAAGUCGUGGCACUUCGAUCAUUUUGCAUGUUAUAAGGUUAGUUCAAGACUUAUAAGAGUGAAGAUCUUUCAAGUUUUAGUGCGACUUCAAACUCGGCGGAUCACGCUACAUGACACGCGAGAACAAUCCUUACUGCCUUGAAUGCUACCUCACCUACUUCGCCAAGGUACCUGAGACUCGGGCAACUAUUCGAAACCUCUUUGCCUUGCAGACUUGCGACACGUGCCAACAGAAGAUCGGACCCGACGAGAAGCGGCUCAACUACAACGAUGUUCACUGGCACGCCGUCGAAAAAUGCUUUCAGUAAGAAAAAAAUAUGUCUAAAUAUUUCUGCUUCAACCGGUAAAUUGCAGAUGUGUACAGUGCCGUGAGAACCUUAUCGGCAAAAAAUUCAUGCUCAAGAACCACAGCCUCUUCUGCUCCUCCCAGUGCCGCAACAAUUUCAUUUCUACUCAUUAG